AUGGCCACCACAGUCGCGACGCCUACCAGCAAUGGUACAAACAGACGAAAAUCUGGUCGAGUUGUGCAAGCGCCACCCGUCUUUUCUCAAGAGCAGCAUCAUGGUAGUGUCAUCGACUCUGCUAAGAGAAAGCGCCCACGCGACGUAGCGAACGACGACGACGGAAAUGAAGUUGAAGACGAUGACGAAAUGCAGUCUGAGGAUAGUGAAGAGGACGAGGGUGAGGCUGACGAGGAAGAGCUGAGAGAGAAAAAACGAAAACAACGCGCUCGUCAGGCUGUAGCAAAGCCAGCCGCAAAGAGAGCUAGGACUAAAACCAAUAACAACACCACUCUCGCCAUACGAUCUGCCGCACGACCUGCAAACAAGACUGUCAAAAAAGCAUCGAAAGCAGCAAAGGACAAGGCUAGGUCUCGACAGAGUCAAGCACAAAGCAGUGGCCUCUAUGCAGACGUAUUCGGCAAAGGCAACGACGCAGAAGCAGCAGCAACCACAUGGCACAGCAGAUUGGAAGGUGAUCAUGUAGCAGGUAUUACGGACAUGGUAAACUUCGUGCUACAGGUUGUUGGAUGCGACGCUCGUGUGACCAUGGACGACAUUAACGAUGUCGAUAACAUUCCGAACAAACUGAGCGAUAUCCUAGAACAAUACUCCGAACAAGAAGAGGGCGACUACCCACUAUCUGGCAAGCAGAAGUCCUUCCACGGCAUGAAGGAAGUUUAUUCCGAUUUCUUCAGAGCCAUACCUCACGCACUUCACAAUUCAGGUCUGAUGUAUGAGGAGGUGGCUAUCUACGAUAACCUCCACGUGUGGAUUGCCACCAUGUCUGCGGCUUCGUACCGGUCCUUCCGUGUGACCGCGACGCUCGCUUCCUUAGCAAUGUCGACUGGCUUGACUGAAAUUGCGAAGGAAAUCCAGCAGGGUAUCUCUGCUACAAAACAACAAUUGGAUGCUGAGAAGAAGAAGAAAAGUGCCAACAAAGCCAGAAUUGCAAAGUUACAAGAAGAGAUGGCAAGGGAGGAGAAACGUCUGGAGGUUAUCGAUACACAACUCAAAGACGAAUUCGACAUCGUCUAUACUCACAGAUAUCGUGAUGUUGAAGAGAAGCUCCGCGUUGAAUGCGCACGAGCAAUGGGAACAUGGAUCCAGACCUACCGUCACCUCUUUCUCGAGUCGACCUAUUUACGUUACCUUGGCUGGGUUAUGUCGGAUCCUCACGCUGCGACACGACUUGAAGUCAUACGCCAGUUGAAGGCGAUCUACCGAAAUCGCAGCAAUCUGGCACAAAUGCGAGGCUUCACCGACAGGUUUCGAGCUCGCAUGGUAGAGAUGGGCACAAGAGAUGCAGAUCUGACUGUAAGAGUCGAAACCAUAGAGCUGUUGAAUAUGUUGCGAAGUGCAGAGAUGUUGGAACCUGACGACAUUGAUACCAUUGGACAACUCAUAUUCGAUGAUGGAGCUUUAGUGCGCAGAGCCGUGGCUCAGUUCGUCGUCUCGAACAUACAAGACUUGUACAACGCAAGUGUCGAGGAUUUUGACAGAGAGGAGUACAACACUAUACUUCCUGAUGUUGACAAGAUUGAUGAUUUCGACGAGCCAUGCAAACUUUGGAUCAAGUUCAAAGCUCUUGCCCAGAUCCUGGGCGCUCAGGCAGGUGGUACUGUCAACGGCACUAAAAGACAUGUCCACGUAGCGGGCGUUGAGAAUCUCAGUUCCAAAUACAUGGUUGCUACCCAGUCGAUUUUCUACCAUAUGCCUGAACUGCAAGAGUGGGAGUCAUUGACGGGUUAUCUCCUACACGACCACUCGACUGCCACAAAAGAUAGCGCUACUGAUUUAGCUUCAGCUGUCCAGGCAGCCUACAAGCUUCAGGCUGGCGAAGAGAGUAUUCUGCUCGAUGUUCUUUUUGUUGCUGCAAAAUUGUUCAUUUUGCAACCCGAUGAGAACAAACCAGGUCAAAAAGGUGGUAGAUCAAAAAAGGAAAGAGAUGAAUCCAAAAAGAGGCAAGAAACUGCAGCUCACAACCUUUCCGCUUUCAUUCCAAAAUUGUACAACAAAUUUGGAAGCAUACCAGAAGCAGCCAAGUCAAUAUUGCGCCUCAACCAGCUCUUCAACCCAGAUCUAGUCGACGAGUUCGAGGAUGACGAUGGCGAAGGAGAAAUCAACACUAUGGUAAGCAACAUAAGCAAUCAAUUCACUUCUCACCAGGACGAAGAAGUCCUUGCUGAGGCUGUACGUACUCUGCGAGCAGCAUUGACCCACGAAGCCAGCAGGGAAGCAGCUAUGAGAAAAGUCAAUGAUUUAUGGAAAGAGCAAUUGUCAUUCAGCUUAUCACCACUUCUGCUUGACGGACAAGGUAGAGGGUCGCUUGACAGAGAACGAACGAGACAGCUUUCCGACGCAACUAGUCGCUUGGCUCAGCUUGCUUCUGUCAAGGACUGCUGCGAGACUAUUGAAGGUCGAUUUCCCUGGGUUAAUCGUCUGUCGACUAGGAAACGUACUGACACUGUCAUGGAUAUACUACUUCAGCUUGUUCGAAGAGGCAACCUCGACGAAGAUACUCCUCCAGAGACUGCGGAGCUAGAAGAUCAAGUUUGCCAAUCCUCCAUCAAAAUCUUGCUGUUCUAUUGUCGAUGGAAGGCUGUUGCGAUGAGAAAAGCUGCCUCAGACAAUGACAAUGGUCGAUUGACCACUCAAACGUUGACACAACUUGUCAAGCAUAAGAACGAAUUCACCGAGGCAUUAGUGCCUGUGGUCGUUGCAAGGAAGCCUCUUGACUCUACGCGUCUAGCUGCAUUGCUCAGUGCACUGGAUCUAUACGUCCUGUUAGCCACGUGUCGCAAUCUCAAGUCAGACAAGAACACUUUAAACACAGACGAGGGAGUCGACCUUCAGGACUUUGCAAGAGAGGUGAACGAAUCACUCACGGCAGCCAUCAUGGAGACGCAUGAAGCACUGGAAAAACGACUAGCUCGACGGACCAACAAGAAGAACAUCGAACUGCCACUGGCGAAAGCGCGAAAGUCCAAGCACCAAUCCAAAGAGAACCCAAUCACCUCGCCAGGCACCGAUGACCAAAACAACAACGACGAAGAAGAAGCAGUAGACAGACCUCCAGAAGACUCCGACGACGAAGACGCCACCACUAACAAUCGCAACAAAUCCACCGCCAACGACUCAUCAAGCUCCGACGACGACGAUGACGACAAUGUCGAUAAUGUCGACACCACCCUCUCCCAAAAAGAAGCCAAGCGCAAAGCCAUCCUAGUCGCCGAAACCUCCCUCUGCGAACUCACCGCCAAAAUCGUCCUCGCCCUCCUCGCCCGCGUCAUACCCAACCCCAAAGCCAUCCGCGCCAGACUCCAAGUCAACCGCACUAAACUUGGCAAGAGCUACACCCAAGUCAUCGCCUACGCAGACGACAAAAAGGACAAAAACAGGAGGAAAUCGAAAGCGGGUUCUGCGACGCCGGGACCGAAGACGCCUGUUAGAGGCACUGCUGCUGGAAAAGGAAGGAAAGCAGUACCGACGACGACUGGUGGUGGUAGCAGUAGGAAAGUGGGGAAAGCGGUGCCGAUUAGUGAAGCUAUGGUCCUCAGUGAUGAUGAUAUUGAAGAUGAUGAGGAGGAAGAGCAGAGGAGAAGGGAGGAUGAUGAUCCAGAGGUGUUGAGGGAGCAGGGGUUGGAAGACGAUCCGAUUGAGCAAGUUGAUGAAGAGGGUGAUGGGCAGGAAGGUAGUAAUGAGGAUGGCAACGGGGACGAGGAUGAGGACGAGAUUAUGGGUGAUUGA
Molecule: messenger RNA, 3789 nt
Organism: Lithohypha guttulata
Lineage: Eukaryota; Fungi; Ascomycota; Eurotiomycetes; Chaetothyriales; Trichomeriaceae
Gene: IRR1
Product: cohesin complex subunit
Exons: 1
Coding region: 1-3789 (1262 amino acids)
Biological process (GO): sister chromatid cohesion
Cellular component (GO): cohesin complex; chromatin; nucleus
Molecular function (GO): chromatin binding
Source: RefSeq, a predicted model, not a curated record